AUGGAAAAUAAUGACGUACAAAACGAACUGUUUGGAAUGACACAGGCCUGGUCAAGGUACAACGACUAUUUAUAUAUCUUGACAAAUCAAUUACUCUCACUCACCUACGCACACAAAUAUUUCGGGACUGAAGAGAGCUGUAAUGUACUGAAGGAAAUAUUUAAUAAUUUAUAUACUGAAAUCGAAGCUUUAAACAAAUUCGAGAAUAACAAUACCAAUAAGAGCAUCAAAUACAUUGAAAAAAGAGAUAAUUUUAACUUUAAUAAGAUACACAAAAUAAUAUCAGAGAUUUUAAAUAACACUAGUAAAAGGUCGGAGUCACCAAAAAGCAUUGGAAGAAGGGCAUCGACGGAUUCCGAAGAACUCCAGAUUGAAGAGCUGAAGUCAACCUUCUCAGACCAGUGCCCAAUUUCAAGAAGCACAAUCAUACAACCAGUUACACAAAAGUACUGUGAUGACAAUAAUACCUGUGAACACAUCUUUGAACGUAACAACAUUCUGCAAUUCUUGAGGAAUAGGAAUUUUAUAGAGUGCCCAGUAAUAGGCUGUAACAAAAAGGUUUAUAAAGUCUAUCUACACAAAGAUUUGGAACUGGACUAUUUUAAAAAGAACCAAAAAUUCCAUAAAUACAUCGAAAAUAUUACGUCAAAACCACUUUUCUUUUAA
This is a messenger RNA of Theileria annulata, 666 nucleotides long. RefSeq lists its product as uncharacterized. The coding region runs from base 1 to 666 and encodes 221 amino acids. Gene Ontology annotation, cellular component: Smc5-Smc6 complex; nucleus. NCBI's taxonomy places the organism in Eukaryota, Apicomplexa, Aconoidasida, Piroplasmida, Theileriidae. The transcript has 4 exons. The record is from RefSeq and is a predicted model, not a curated record. Gene Ontology annotation, molecular function: zinc ion binding; SUMO ligase activity. Gene Ontology annotation, biological process: double-strand break repair via homologous recombination; protein sumoylation.